CGUCUCAUCACACAAACAGACGCUACCUGCUUCUUUUAACCAACAGCCGCUGUUUAGCCACCCAGCUACUUCCUAACGUCUACGAUUCAGCCUGAAAACCAAAUAUAACUCCGUUUGUGCCUUUUUUAAAAACUACCAUGGAAUCAACAUCUAACAACUACGAGCGGAACUGUGUUCUGUGUUGUCAGGAGCUCGACAUCUUCGCCCUGGGAAAAUGCGACCACCCGGUGUGCUACCGCUGCUCGACCAAAAUGAGGGUGCUGUGUAACCAGAAGUACUGCGCCGUCUGCCGGGAGGAGCUCGACAAGGUGCUGUUUGUGCAGAAGUUGGUGGCCUUCUCCUCUCUGCCCCUCCAGACGCUGCAGGUGGAGAGGAAACAUGACAUCUACUUUACAGACUCCAAGAUAUACGCUCAGUUCAGGACACUGCUGCUGUCUGAGUGUCCUGUGUGUCCAGAGUCUAAAGUCUUCUCAAAGUUUGAGGAGUUGGAGCAGCACAUGAGGAAACAACAUGAACUCUUCUGUUGUAAACUCUGUACCAAACACCUGCAGAUCUUCUCCCAUGAGAGGAAGUGGUAUAACAGGAAGGAUCUGGCACGUCACCGUACCAACGGUGACCCCGAUGACACGUCUCACCGCGGACACCCGCUCUGCAAGUUCUGCGACGACCGUUACCUUGACAACGACGAGCUGCUGAAACAUCUCCGUAGAGACCAUUACUUCUGUCACUUCUGUGAUGCUGACGGAGCUCAGGAGUACUACAGUGACUACCAAUACCUGAGCGAACACUUCCGGGAGGCCCACUACCUGUGUGAGGAGGGGCGCUGUGCUACGGAGCAGUUCACCCACGCCUUCAGGAGCCAGAUCGACUACAAGGCCCACAAGGCCUCGGCACACAGCAAGAACCGGGCCGAAGCACGACAGAACCGACACAUAGACCUGCAGUUCAACUUUGCCCCGCGCCAGACCCGACGGAACGAUGGAGGCAUGGUAUCUGGAGAGGACUAUGAGGAGGCGAGGUCGGGUCGGGGGGGGAGAGGACGGAGCCAAGGGAGCCAACAGAACACCAGAGGUAGCUGGAGAUACAACCGUGAGGAGGAGGACAGGGAGUUGGCAGUAGCAGUCCGAGCCUCUAUGAUGCAGCAGAGGAGACAGGAGGACAGAGGAGGAGACACCCAGGAGAGGAGUGGAGCGCCCAAACACCGCAAAGAGGAGAGGCCGGAGCGCGUGGAGAGGCCGGAGCGGGUGGAGAGGCCGGAGCGGGUGGAGAGGCCGGAGCGGGUGGAGAGGCCGGAGCGGGUGGAGAGGCCGGAGCGGGUGGAGAGGCCGGAGCGGGUGGAGAGGCCGGAGCGGGUGGAGAGGCCGGAGCGGGUGGAGAGGCCGGAGCGGGUGGAGAGGCCGGAGCGGCCGGAGACUGAGGAGAGACACAGGAGUGUUCCUCUUAAACCUACAGCAGAAGCUCCCCCAGUGAGGACCAUGAAGAGUAACCCUCUGACAGGAGACGACUUCCCAGCUCUCCUAGGGGCUGCAGCACCCUCGCUGAGUGUAAAGCCCCCCCCAGCCCUGAAGACUCCGGCCCAGGUCCCUCUGAAGGAGGAUGACUUCCCCAGUCUAUCUGCUGCCAAGGUUACGACCCCCAUGACCCCCGCCUACUCCGCCCAACCCAGGAAGCACUCCUCCUUCCAAGAAGAAGACUUCCCCGCCCUGGUCUGUAAGAUCCGCCCUCCCAGACCAGCGGGCGGAGCCACCUCAGCCUGGAGCCAAGCCAGUAGCAACAGCACCUCCAGGACGGUCAUCCUUCCCUCCUCUUCCUCUAGACCUCCCUCUAACAACCCUCCUCUCCCUCUCCCCGCCGGCCCCCAGCUCCUCUCCUCCUCCUCUUCCUCUCGGAGGAAGAAGCUCCCCGUCCGACGCCCCUCCCCCCCAUCUGACGAUGACAAUUGCGUUGCCAAGACGAUGCAGGAGCACCGAGCAGUUCCAACCAUGUUGGAUAUCUCCUCUCUUCUCAUCGUCAAAGGACCCUCUAAGUCUGUCCCUACUGCCUCUAAGCCCCUCCCACUGACAGAUAAGCGCCUCCCACCAACCUCCAAGCCUUCCCCACCGACAGCUAAGCCCCUCCCACCGACCUCUAAGCCCUCCCCCGUGUCCUCUAACCCCACUCCUAUUCCCUCCCCAAGCCCCACAUCCAAGACAGCCAAGAAGAAGAAACAGGCCACGCCCACUCCACCAUCUGGAAACCAAGUUCCUGUCCUCAUGGAAACGGUCUCCAAGGUACAGAAGGAGAACGUUCCGGAGAGCCACGCCUCCAAACCGCCGGUUGCUAUGACGACGGCAGCAGUUAAAACCGCUGUAAAAGCGACGGUCAAAGCGAGUGGAUUGGCUAACGGCCACCUGGAUAAACCAAUCACAGUGGCCCCCCUCCCCAAAGCCCAGCCUGAACCCCCCCUGGAGGUAGAAGAGGAGUUCCCUGCCCUCAUCUCCAGGAAACCCCCCCCAGGCUUUAAGAGUUCCUUCGUCCUGAAGAGUUCUGGCCCCCCCAGCAACCUGUCCCCACCUCCCCCAGGCCAGGGCAGCGCCCCCCCGCCCAGUAAGCCCCCCCCAGGGUUUACCGGCAUCCCCCUCAACAGCAACGUGGUGGAGCCUGCCCCCCCUGCAUCCAGCCCCCGGUCUCCCCAGUCCCCGGGGGUGUACCUGGCUCCAGAGAACUUCCAGCAGAGGAACAUGGAACUGAUCCAGUCCAUUAAGAACCUCCUGCAGAACGACCAGUCACGAUUCAACCAGUUCAAGGACUACUCUGGACAGUUCAGACAGGGUCUGAUGUCAGCCGUGCUGUACCAUCGGAGCUGUAAGACCCUGUUAGGGGCCAACUUCGGUGGCGUCUUCAACGAGCUGCUGGUGCUACUUCCUGACACGGGGAAACAGCAGGAGCUGCUGACGGCCCACGCAGACGACCAGGCCGUGGAAAGACGGGGAGGGGGCGGCGGCGGCGGCAGGAAGAACAAGAAGAAUGUCUGGCAGACCCCCUCCAGCGCUAUCUCUAAUGCAGCCGCGCUGGACUGCCAGGUGUGCCCCACCUGCUGCCAGGUGCUGGAUCCUAAAGACUUCAACUCCCAUAAGACCUUGCACCUGGGGGACACCGAGGACUUCCCCUCCCUGCAGGCCGUCAGCCGCGUCAUCAGCUAGCCCUGGCCUGGGACAGGACGUGCGCACUGCCCAAUCACAGCCCUGCCUGUUGCCAUUCUUGUGGGGGGGGGGGGGGCUGUUGCCGUGGUGACCAUAGCCAGAGAGGACGUUGGGUAGUGUAUUUGAUGGCGAGGCUGGGGCCAGCAGGAGGUUGAACUGAAUUCUGGUUGCCAGAUAUUGACCCUUGACUCCCGGGGGGAUUCCGGCUGGAACUGGACCCAGCCUGGUGACCCGACCCUGGUGACCCGACCCUGGAGGCCCCACAAGUACCACAUGUUGUGAAUUAAUAAGAAGAAUGAUUCUGUAUAUUUUAUUUUUCUCUCUCACCCCCCCCCCCCCCCCCCCCCCUCUCUUCUGAUCACAUUUCCACGAGGUUGAUAAAGUGUUGAAGGAGUGACGUGUUGGUUCUUUUAUCAGGUUUGAUGAAUGAGGGAAGUGUUUAUUAAGUCAGACCCUCUACUACUCCCUCAGACAGUCAGGCCCUCUACUGCUCCCUCGGAGGCAGUCGGGCCCUCUACUGCUCCCUCGGAGGCAGUCGGGCCCUCUACUGCUCCCUCGGAGGCAGUCGGGCCCUCUACUGCUCCCUCGGAGGCAGUCGGGCCCGCUACUGCUCCCUCGGAGGCAGUCGGGCCCGCUACUGCUCCCUCGGAGGCAGUCGGGCCCUCUACUGCUCCCUCGGAGGCAGUCGGGCCCGCUACUGCUCCCUCGGAGGCAGUCGGGCC
Molecule: messenger RNA, 3904 nt
Organism: Salvelinus fontinalis (brook trout)
Lineage: Eukaryota; Metazoa; Chordata; Actinopteri; Salmoniformes; Salmonidae
Product: E3 ubiquitin-protein ligase ZNF598-like
Exons: 11
Coding region: 138-3182 (1014 amino acids)
Biological process (GO): rescue of stalled cytosolic ribosome; protein ubiquitination
Molecular function (GO): ubiquitin protein ligase activity; ribosome binding
Source: RefSeq, a predicted model, not a curated record